This is a messenger RNA of Onthophagus taurus, 1284 nucleotides long. Lineage: Eukaryota; Metazoa; Arthropoda; Insecta; Coleoptera; Scarabaeidae. The record is from RefSeq and is a predicted model, not a curated record.
UAACAAACAAUUAAAUCAGAAGUCUUGAAUACUUCCUGGCAAGCAAAUUAAAGAGCCUCCACCUUCUUUUUUUUAAUUUACUAAUUUUAUAGUGGUAAUAUCCAUACAAAAAUAAAUACUUGAUUUAUUUGUUAAUGAGGUUAUGUCUAAAAAGUCAGCUGUUGAGAGGAUUAAUCUUUAAACCGACUAUUUUAAUGUAUAUUCAAUGGAUAUAUCCAUAAUAAUUCCAAUUUAUAACGGCGAAAAGUUUAUUGAUUCAUGUUUUAAUAGUAUAUUAUACCAAGAAAUUGCAAAUCUUAAUGUUGAAAUAUGUGUUUGCAAUGAUGGAAGUAUAGAUAAUACCCCAAAUUUAUUAUCGAAUUGGGAAAACAUAUUCAAAUCUCAUAACUUCACUUUUAAACUAGUUAACCACCCAUUUGGUCAAUCUUUGGGUUGUGGAAAAUCAAAAAAUUCAGCUGUUUCAAUAAGCACUGGAAAAUAUCUGUGUUUUCAAGAUGUGGAUGAUUUAAUGUUUCCUCAUAGAUUAAUAGAACAAUACAAUGCAGCAAGUGAAUUAGCAAAUAAUUAUAUUGUUGGGUCACGAAUUGUAAGAGAACCCAAAAAUUCAACUGUAAGGUAUACAAAUUGGGCUAACAACUUAGAUGAUAAUAAAUUGGAUGUACAAAUAUUUACUUCUAAUGGACCAACAAUAAUUAUGCCAACGUGGUUUAUGCAUAGAAGUAUAUUUCACAAAAUUGGUGGUUUUUCUGAAAAGGUAAAAGGAGAACCUGAAGAUUUGAUAUUCUUUUAUAACCACUUGGAUUUAGGGGGAAAAUUACAUAGGGUUAAUCAAGUUUUAGUUUCUUAUACUUAUCAUACAAAUUGUACAACUCAUUCUAUUCAUGAAGACAUUAUUUGGGAUGUAAGAAUAAAACGAUUACAAGAAAAAAUAUUAAUUGAUUGGAAAGAAUUUACUAUAUGGAAUGCUGGGAAACAAGGACGAAAGUUAUUUAAGUCAUUAUCAGAAGAGAAUCAAAAGAAAGUUAUUGCAUUAUGUGAUGUUGAUAGUAACAAAGUUGGAAAAUAUUAUACUCCUUUUGAUUUAAACCUUAGAAUAAGUAAAAAACCUAUUGAAAUUAUUCAUUUUUCAAAAGCAAAGGCACCGAUUAUUAUAUGUGUUAAAAUGGAUAUGACCAAUGGAGUAUUUGAGGACAAUUUAAAUUCAUUGAACUUACAAGAAGGAAAAGAUUAUAUUAUAUUUAGUUAAAAUGUUAAAUAAAUUUCCUAAUUUUUUUUUAAACAUUU